AUGAAGCUGUCAAUAGCCCCACCAGACCCACUAAGACUUUUUCUUUGUCUUGACAACUUCCCGUUGCUUUGGGAAUCCAUCGUCCGCAUAACUGACAAACAUUGCAUUACGAGGAAUUUCGAGCGCGAGACCCUGGAGAUUGAGCGGGUUACGCAACCGCCAUACUUCAGCAUGCCGCACAAGCACAAGCGGAAACGAGGUGACGAUGCCGAUUUUAACUUACCACCAUCGCAAAGGGCAAUGCCACUCCCUGUCAAUUCAAAGACGAGUGUAUCGAAUGGUAUAUCUCGGCAAGCAAAGAAACGCCGCCAGGCCAAAUCCGACAUGGACGCGCCUCGAGCCUUUCAACGACUGAUGGCUUUCUCGUCUGGGAAAAAGUUUCACCCUGGCCUUGACGACGGCAAAAGUAAAAAGCCUACCGAGACAGAACCGAGACAACGAGGCGAAACACUACAAAUAAAGCCUGGCGAAGAUCUGAGAGCGUUUGCGGCACGCGUUGAUGCUGCAAUGCCGUUGGCAGGAGUAUCAACAAAAUCGGGCAUUAAAGGAAGUAAGGAUCUAGAUGGCAUCAAAACCAAAAGAACCCGAAAAGAGCGAAAAAUGCAUAAACUGUACGACCAGUGGCGAGAAGAGGAGCUGAAAAUCCAAGAACAGAGGGAGGAAGAGAAAGAACUGGCGGCAGAACGGGAAAUUGAGAACGAUGGAGUUGACAUUCUUUCUACUUCUGUUCUAGACGCUGAAGAAGGCUCAAACCGGAAGAAGAAGGGAAAGCAUGGUAAGUAUGCCCUCGAAGAUGACCCCUGGGCCGAGUUGAAGAAGAAAAGAGGAGAGCUGAAACACGGCUUAAACGAUGUGGCAGAGGCUCCUCCAGAGCUACACAAAAAGCAGUCAAGACUUCUUAAAGUAGUUGGAACAACUACGGUCAAUGUUGGAAGUGUGCCUCAGGCUGCUGGCAGCCUGAGGCGGCGUGAACAGCUAGAAGAGGAAAGACAAGAUGUGGUUGAGACAUAUCGACGGAUUCGAGAGUAUGAGCAAAGGAAGUUGGACUCUCAAAAAGUCGAGAGCCGAAAUUAG
Cordyceps militaris CM01 is the source of this 1074-nucleotide messenger RNA. Its product is annotated as urease accessory protein UreD. The record is from RefSeq and is a predicted model, not a curated record. The transcript has 2 exons. Bases 1 to 1074 code for a protein of 357 amino acids. NCBI's taxonomy places the organism in Eukaryota, Fungi, Ascomycota, Sordariomycetes, Hypocreales, Cordycipitaceae.